Messenger RNA from Zerene cesonia (dogface butterfly), 2215 nucleotides. It is a transcript of the gene Tua3, whose product is annotated as tubulin alpha-8 chain-like. Gene Ontology annotation, cellular component: cytoplasm; microtubule. Gene Ontology annotation, molecular function: structural constituent of cytoskeleton; GTP binding. Bases 16 to 1326 code for a protein of 436 amino acids. The record is from RefSeq and is a predicted model, not a curated record. NCBI's taxonomy places the organism in Eukaryota, Metazoa, Arthropoda, Insecta, Lepidoptera, Pieridae. The transcript is spliced from 8 exons. Gene Ontology annotation, biological process: microtubule cytoskeleton organization; mitotic cell cycle.
CAGGCGGGGGUGCAGAUGGGCGUCGCGUGCUGGCAGCUGUACUGCCUCGAGCACGGCAUUCGGCCGGACGGCACUCUGCCGCUCUGCGAGACCGAGCCGAACGCGUCGGACUCUUGCUUCAAUACAUUCUUUUCUGAGGCGGAUAGGGGCAAGAUGGUGCCCAGAGUGGUCAUGGUGGAUCUGGAGGCUACUGUUAUUGACGAAGUUAGAUCUGGUGAAUACCGGCAGCUAUACCACCCAGAGCAGCUGAUCACUGGCAAGGAGGACGCAGCCAACAACUACGCGAGGGGACACUACUCCACGGGGCGGGAGGUGUUGGGGCCGGUUAUGGAGCGGUUGAGGAAGCUCGCCGACCAGUGCACUGGGCUGCAGGGUUUCUUUGUGUUCCACUCGUUCGGUGGCGGCACAGGCUCGGGCUUCACGUCACUGCUUAUGGAAAAACUAUCAGAAGAGUUUGGCAAGAAGAGCAAGUUGGAGUUUGCUAUUUACCCCGCUCCUCAGGUGUCGACGGCGGUGGUGGAGCCGUACAACGCGGUGCUGACGACGCACGCGACCAUCGGCCACUCGGACUGCGCGUUCAUGGUCGACAACGAGGCGAUAUACGACAUCUGCCGGCGGCGCCUCUCCAUCGAGCGCCCGUCUUACGCUAAUCUUAAUCGGCUUAUUUCACAGGUGGUGUCGUCGAUAACCGCGUCGCUGCGGUUCGACGGCGCGCUCAACGUGGACCUCACCGAGUUCCAGACGAACCUCGUGCCCUACCCGCGGAUACACUUCCCGCUCGCCGCCUACGCGCCCGUCGUCUCUGCUGAUAAGGCGUACCACGAGGGCAUGUCGGUGUCGGAGAUCACGGCGGAGCUGUUCGAGCCGCAGAACCAGAUGGUGAAGUGCGACCCGCGCGAGGGCAAGUACAUGGCGUGCUGCCUGCUGUACCGCGGCGACGUCGUGCCCAAGGACGUGAACGCGGCCAUCGCCGCCAUGAAGGGGCGCGCCGGCAUCCGCUUCGUGGACUGGUGCCCCACCGGCUUCAAGGUGGGCAUCAACUACCAGCCGCCGUCGGUGGUGGCGGGCGGCGACCUGGCGCAGGUGAAGCGCGCCGCGUCGAUGCUCAGCAACACCACGGCCAUCGCAGAGGCGUGGGGCAAGCUCGACCACAAGUUCGACCUCAUGUACUCCAAGCGGGCCUUUGUGCAUUGGUACGUCGGCGAGGGUAUGGAGGAGGGCGAGUUCACAGAAGCGCGCGAGGACCUCGCGGCGCUCGAGCGGGACUACGACGAGGUGGCCAUCGAGACGUCCGACAUGCCGCCCGGCUGCGACGACGAGCUGUGACGCACCGACGUGUGACGAGUGACGUGGACGUCUGACGCGCUGACGUGCCACGUCGACGUCUGACGCGCUGACGUGCCACGUCGACGUCGGACGUCGGCGCCGCGCCCGUGACGUCACCGCGCGCUCGCUGCUCGCCCGCUACACAUACUGUCUGCGCUGUUGAUUCCUUUGACUGGUAGCGCUUGUAGUUUAUUCUAGUUGAUGUUAAGCCGUAUGACGGAUUUUUGAUCUUAUAAUCUACAUUUUAUGCCUAUAGUUCUUUUUUUUUUUAAUUAAUUCAGUGCCAUAAAACUGAAACACUGUUGUAUUGCAUUUUUAGACACUAUGAAUAUAUAGUAAAAGGCGUUACCAGUCAAGUAAAUGGAUAAUCCAAUAAAGCGUGGUGAAGAGCGUCGACGCCAAAGCGGACGCAACAAAACCGCGGCCCUAUGGUUAUAAUGUUAAUUAUGGCAGAAAUUGUGAAAUUUUAAUUAAAGGUAUGAAAAUGUCCGCCGAGGUCGGACGAUGCUCAACUUGCCCCGAGCGAAGGUUUUUUUUUAUAUCAUUUAUUUAUCAUGCGCCAAUAACAUAUUUUUUUAUUUAUCGCUGAUUUUAUUAUAUGACACUCCCUCUUUCUUUGUCGAGUAAACUUGCGGUUAUUUUAUAUUUUUGAUUUUUUUUUUCUAAAUUCUUUAGCAAAUACUAGACAGAGAAAUUUAGAUUUCGUUCAAUUUGAGACAAUUUGGGAAAUUGCGAGCUGUGCAUGUGCUUAAUAUUGUAAGCGUAAUUGUUUUGUACGUCUAUCGUUUUAUUGAAAUGUUUAAAAAGUUUUAUAGUGUUGUCUGUUUUAAUAAAUGUAUAUUUUUUUUCAGAAAUGCGUUUUAUUUGAUUAUUUUCAUUAAUACAACAU